CUUGCUCUUUCCCGCAUUCUUCUCUGGAUCCAAAGCUCGGAACCAGCACAGUCGGCGCCCGCAACAAGCAAGCAAGCCCUGGCCAUGGUCCCGCGUCUCCCUCCCGAGCUUAUAGACGCGAUUGUCGGCCACGUCAGCACCUCUGACAAGGAUACACUCAAGGCUUGCGCCGUUACGGGGUCGGUCUUUCGUGCGACUUGCCAGCGGCGGCUGUGGCGCGAAUUAGAGCUCACCAACAACCCGCAUAAUGACGGCUACUCGUACUCUUACUUGCAGGCGGCUACGCGGUUUGCUGCGUAUCCACACCUCGCGUCGUAUGUUGCUGAGCUGGAGCUGUGGCUUUGUGUUGGGGACGACAUGGACACCGCCGAGUCGGUGUUUCACGCACUGCCCUCUGUUCUAUCGAUCCUUUCGAAGCUUGCGGCUAUCGACAUUCGGCUGUACUACACUCAGAUGGACACCGUCUGGCCCAAUCUUCCCGCGGGGUUCACAACGGCCGUUGCGGAGCUCUUAGCGCGCCCUCCCGCCUCUCUCCGGAAGCUCAGGAUGUCCGACUUCCUCGUAAUCCCACGGGAGGUGAUGCACAGUGCGCUCAUGGCCUGCCCCACUGUCACGCUCUUCAGGGUGAGCGCAGACGACUUCAGCACACGCACUUCUGUCCCCGAGUCUUGGCACAAGUCACCAAUCGAGCGCCUGAAGACGAGCAUCUACCAGCUGUGCCGUCCGUUUCUCUCCCUCACGGUCCUGCCCUACACAAAGUCCCUCCGCGCACUCGUGCUCUGCAACUCCGGUGGAAACGUAAUGUAUGAGCUGUUCACGAUCCCCGCGCUCUGCGCCUCGCUCGCCGAGAGCCUGGAAUACCUCGCGAUCGAGUUUCCCUGCAUGGCACACAGCGACAAUGUCUCUUACUCCCCCGUUAUCGUGCUCCCGCCCCUCCCGAAGCUGCGCUACCUCCAGCUUAGCUUCCACUACAUCGACUACACCGCCCAGGGCCCAGCUGUCAGUGUCGCCCCCGCGCUGUCUCCUCACAACGCAGGGCUCGUCCCACUAUUCCUUGCAAACUCACUCCCGAGCGUGCCCGCGCUGGCCACCCUUGUCCUGCCCGUCGACGUCCGCGUGAGAGGGUUGAGGAUGAAAUACGAGCCGCCUGCUGCAUUUGCUGUCUUUGACUCGCUCAUCUCCGCCUUCCUCGCCCGUGAGGCAACGCGGAAUCGGGCGUGCUACAUCCCAAAGUUACGCUUCUUCCCCCCGCUGCAGGACGAGGCAAAGGCGCGCGCGGGACUGCACAUGGACGCGUUUGCGCGGGCGAUGAGGGAGGCGCAUCCGCUGAGUGUGCCGCUGGGCUUGGCGGUUGUGGAGAGGGAUAGGGAGGGGUGGAUCUCCGAGAUGGUGGAUUUUUGA
Molecule: messenger RNA, 1401 nt
Organism: Mycena indigotica
Lineage: Eukaryota; Fungi; Basidiomycota; Agaricomycetes; Agaricales; Mycenaceae
Product: ULP-PROTEASE domain-containing protein
Exons: 2
Coding region: 85-1401 (438 amino acids)
Source: RefSeq, a predicted model, not a curated record